This is a messenger RNA of Podarcis muralis (Common wall lizard), 1843 nucleotides long. It is a transcript of the gene PTGR1, whose product is annotated as prostaglandin reductase 1. NCBI's taxonomy places the organism in Eukaryota, Metazoa, Chordata, Lepidosauria, Squamata, Lacertidae. Gene Ontology annotation, molecular function: 2-alkenal reductase [NAD(P)H] activity; 15-oxoprostaglandin 13-reductase [NAD(P)+] activity. The record is from RefSeq and is a predicted model, not a curated record. Gene Ontology annotation, biological process: prostaglandin metabolic process. Gene Ontology annotation, cellular component: cytoplasm.
CGGCAACCCAGAGUACUGUAUAUAAAUGCUUGCACACACCCAGCACCCUCUCCAAACUCGGUAGUGUGCCAGAAGCAAAGCUGGUUUUCUCGGCUGCAAGGCAGACUUGUCAAACGGCCACACAGGACGUGAAAGAUGGUGCGUGCAAAGAUUUGGAUCUUGAAGAAGCACUUUGAGGGAUUUCCUAAGCACAGUGAUUUUGAACUGAAAGAGGUGGAAUUACCGGCACUGAAGGAUGGAGAGGUGCUGCUUGAAACUGUGUUCCUCAGUCUUGACCCAUAUAUGAGACCAUACAGCAGGAUUCAUCUGAAGGAAGGGGAUACAAUGCUAGGAUCCCAAGUUGCAAAAGUUCUGGAAAGCAAGUGCCCCACGUUCCCUGUGGGUUCCUUCGCCCUAGCAAGAGCAGGCUGGACAACUCACUUCAUCUCCACAAGCAAAGAGCUGUUUCCUAUGCUACCUAACUGGCCGGAAAAACUGCCCCGAUCUUUGGCUCUGGGAGCUAUUGGCAUGCCUGGGCUCACUGCCUACUUUGGCCUGCUUGAGAUCUGUCAGAUGAAACCUGGAGAUACCGUCCUGAUCAACGCUGCAGCUGGGGCUGUGGGGAGUGUGGCCGGGCAGAUCGCGAAAAUAAAGGGUUGCAAAGUGGUUGGCUGUGCAGGUUCGGACAAGAAAGUGGCCUUCCUCAAAGAAAUUGGCUAUGAUGAAGCCUUCAACUAUAAGACGGUGGGGUCUCUGGAAGAGGCCCUGAAGAAAGCUUCGCCCGAUGGCUAUGACUGCUACUUCGACAACGUCGGAGGCCAGUUUUCAAGUGUUGCCCUGGGCCAGAUGAAGAAAUUUGGGAGAAUUGCUGUGUGUGGCGCCAUCUCCUUGUACAAUGACACAGUGCCCCAAACAGGACCUUAUAUGCAGCUUAUGAUGAUCCUAAAAGAGCUGCGCAUGGAAGGGUUCGUCGUCCAGCGCUGGGCGGACAGGAGAGAGGAAGGUAUGACGGCACUGUUGAAAUGGGUCGCAGAGGGGAAAAUUAAGUGCCAAGAACACAUCACCCAGGGCUUUGAAAACAUGCCGGCAGCAUUCAUGGGAAUGCUCAAAGGAGAAAACACCGGGAAGGCGGUCCUAAAAGUCUGACGUGCACGUGGCUUACUCUGGCAAGAAAUUCAGCACAAUAAAUGACUACUCCCUCUUUUAACUGCCAAAAUCUCAUUCAUAAACAUGCCAGUUUGCUCCUGUUGCUUGCGUAACACGAAUAUGCUGAAAGCCUGAGCCCGUGUACUCCAAGGGUUAGGUGUUGGGAAAGAUUUGUAGUAAGUAGGAUGUCCAAUUUUAAGGAGUGGUAGAGGCAUGUGUAGAAUCCUCUGUCCUCUUUUAUUACCUUACAAGCCUGCAACCAUUUUUCUUCUGGAAAACAUCUGGUAUGAGCGGGGGGGGGGGGGGGAGAUUUUAUUGCCCCCAUAAGGAUGCUCAAAAACACCCUCCUUCCAAUCCAUAGUGGAAGUUACAAAAUUAAUGCUGGAUUUCUACCCUUCACUGCAUAAAAAUGCUAUUCUUUUAAUGUGUGGGUAUUUUGAAAUAAAAAUGAUUUAGGUAAACCAACAUAUUGAUUACAUGUCCAUACCCUAAGGAAAGGGGUCUUGGUUCAGGGCAGCUUACAAUUGUUUUGAGCCCUUAAAAAAUUUUUUUUGCUACCACCCGUUAAACAUACCCAUAAAUAUUUUGGCGCCAUGCAUUCAGCUCAAUGUAAAACUAACCCCCGACAAGGUUGUUUUCCUUAAGUUUUAAACUCUGCUUUCUUCUAAAUUUGCUUACUUUCUUACUGACAGCUGUAAUAAAGGAAUACAUAGCUGAG